CCGUUAUAAUGGCGUUACGAACGAUCGUGCGAUUUCCUCGCGCUCGUGCCCGCGCUCGGACCCGCAGCCGUGGUCGUCCCUUCCAGUCCCUUCCUUCGGCUGUCGGGUUAGUUUCGUUACAGUUGCCAACUGACGUCGCCAAACGUCGCUUUGGAGUCCACUGACCUUCGAGUUGGUCCGAAGCGUUAACGCGUGGGUUUCUUGCUCCGUAAAUGCCCGCGGUACCCUCGGAGUUCACACGUGAACGUUAAACGACGUAGCGGCACGUCGCCUGCUCUACGACGCGUUGGGUCUCCUCUCGCUAGCAGCCAGCAUUUCGUUCAUUCCGUCUACUGCGCAUUCACGAAGGGUGCUCAGAAAAUCCGACUAGGCUCGUGAGACGUGAGAAAGAUCACGCCAACGCGACGUCGACGCCAGUGGUAGAUGGUUAGCGCGACGUGCUCGCGCGCAGUCGCCUGCACGUAGGUGCGAGGGUGCGAUCACGGUGUUUGUGUGCGCGGCCGCCGUCGGCCCAACAGGCUAGGUGCGUGCCUUAGUUUCAAGAAACUCGCGAGGAAUAUCAGCUUACGUACCGAGCGUACUCUCAGUUAUUUCUGGACUAUUCCUGGGCCGACCGGUUUCUUUCUGUAACGCAAUUCGGAGCAUCGAGCGUUGGCGCCGUCUCGCUUCGAAUGCGUUCCUCGCCUAACCUAUAUAACGGUGGGUUCUCGACUGACCAGAGUCUCCGUCGCAAAAGGCUGCGCGAACGAGAACCAUCGAGGUUGUGCCAUCCGUAAGCAGUUUGAAGCACCCAUACCGAAGCAACGAAGACAUCGAACCGUACCCAAGUCAAGAAGAAAUUAGACUCUUGAAGGGACAUCAUGGUCUAGCCUGUUUCCUCGUUUGACUUCAUGUUUCCUCACUUGCAGACUUUAAGACGACGGAUGCUCGGGCACCAGUCCAUAAAGACAUGCGACUCCUACAAGCACCGUCGAUAGCGAAUCUUUUGCAUCUUUGAAAACGAGCUCGUCCCGUCGUUUCUUUGCUCCCGCAAUGGCGACGAAUGCACAAUUUGCUAACCCUCCCCCUAUAAGUCUCCCUAACAUGUCAGUUCCUCCCCCGUCGACUCCAAACUUGUCGGCGCCACCUCCAAAUUUGACAACGAUAAACACCUCUGGGGGCUAUCAGCACCGUUAUUCCAACCACAGGGAGGGGAGCAGAGGUUUCUUUAAGCCAUUUAGGCCGUAUCAUGCUCCCAAAGUUAUAGCCGGUGGUCAAGACUCGUUGCAAGAUGAAUUUGAUGGCAAGAGGUUAAGAAAGUCGGUUAUGAGAAAGACUGUCGACUACAAUGCUGCUAUAAUUAAGAGUUUAGAGAACAGGGUAUGGCAACGAGACUACAGAGACAGGCGGGCCCUUCAACCCGAUGUAAUUUAUUACCCCGAUCUGCUUCCUCCUCCAAGCUACGUCGAUAACCCAAUAAAUGCUGUGACGACGAGGUUUGUCAAAACUGCCACAAAUAAGAUGCGCUGUCCUAUUUUCUGCAUGGCCUGGACGCCGGAGGGAAGGCGGCUGGUAACAGGGGCAUCCAGUGGAGAAUUUACACUCUGGAAUGGCCUUACGUUCAAUUUUGAAACUAUUCUACAGGCUCACGACAGUCCUGUGAGAACGAUGGUGUGGUCACACAACGAAAGCUGGAUGGUGACGGGCGAUCAUGCGGGCUACGUCAAGUACUGGCAGAGCAACAUGAACAACGUGAAGAUGUUUCAGGCGCACAAAGAAGCGAUUAGAGGACUCAGUUUCAGCCCUACGGACCACAAGCUGGCCACUUGUAGCGACGAUGGAACGGUGCGAAUCUGGGACUUCUUGCGGUGUCACGAGGAGCGAAUUCUCAGGGGUCACGGUGCGGACGUGAAGUGCGUCCACUGGCACCCCCAGAAGAGUCUAGUCAUCUCGGGCAGCAAGGACAACCAGCAGCCGGUGAAGCUCUGGGACCCGAAGACCGGACAAUCGCUGGCGACCCUUCACGCCCAUAAAUCGACCGUCAUGGACGUUAAGUGGAACGAGAACGGUAAUUGGCUGGUGACGGCCUCGCGCGACCACUUGCUCAAGUUGUUCGACCUCAGGAACCUGAGCCAGGAGGUGCAGACCUUCCGUGGGCACAAAAAGGAAGCCUCCAGCGUGGCCUGGCACCCGAACCACGAGGGCCUCUUCUGCAGCGGCGGCAGCGACGGCGCCAUCCUCUUCUGGCACGUUGGGGCCGACAAGGAGGUAGGGGCCAUCGAGCAGGCCCACGACAGCAUCGUCUGGACGCUGGCAUGGCAUCCCCUAGGACACAUUCUCUGCUCGGGUAGCAACGAUCAUACCUCCAAGUUCUGGACCAGAAACCGGCCGGGUGAUCUGAUGCGAGACAAGUACAAUUUGAACACUCUGCCGGUUGGAGCGGCAGGAGUCGACGACCACGAGAUAGCGGACGAUACGGCGGUGAUACCAGGAAUGGGCCCGGAGGACCGCAUCAAUGCCGACGGCGAGCCGGAGGACAAGAGCGGCGGCAUCCCCGGCCUCGACCUGGACCACGCGGUUGACGAGGGCAAGAAGUUCGCCAACAAGAAGGUACCCUACAGCAAGCCCAUCCCCAGGAACUUCCAGGCACAGUGGAACGAGAUGGAGGCCGAGGACCUCGAACAAGUCGAGGCGCUCAACGCGUUCGUCAAUCAGCUGAUCGAGACGACGCCGGGCGCGGUGCCGCUCAACGAGGUUACGCCUAAUGCCAUUAUCCUGUACGGAAAGAUGAUCCCGGUCGAAGCCGGUUCGAAGUUGGCCGAUGCCAUCGUCAAGGGGAACGACGCUAUCAACAAGCUCGUACACUCUGGCGAGAUCGAGGAGCUGCGGGACGUCGUUGACCUCGACGAGGUGCCCGACGAGACAGAGGAGUACCUCCAGGACGAGGGCGAGAUCGACUACUCGAAGGUCCCGGACGUCGAGUUACCGCCACCCUUGCCCAGCUCGAAAUUCGCGCAGAAUCCGGAGCUCCUGAAGACGCUCAACCGCGGCGGCAAGCGGAAGUUCGACCAGCUGAUCGGCUGGAGUGACGGCGGGGCCAGCGACAGAACCUCGAAGAUGCAUCAGCCGGUCUUUGGCGGCGCGAUGGCCGAGGACUCCCAGUCGAGUGACACCGACUUGCGGUACGGCAUAGGAAGCGGCAAGUCGGGGCCCUAUGGGGACGCCUUCGGCUCCUCACAGGACGAGGACCUGAGAAGGUUGACCGGCGAUCCCCGGGGAGCCGGUCGCGGGGGCGGGGACGAGGAUCUGCGGUUCGCCGGCAGAAUUUCCGAUUCCGACGGUAGAACCAGCUACGGCGACAAGGACUUCAGGCAGAUGAUCCUGCCACGGGCCUUCCUCCAGAAAAAGAACGCCAUGGACGGCGGGGGAAUGGACUCGUAUUCGGAGCGAGACCGGGACGGCAGGUCUCGAUGGGAUGACGAGGACGACUCAGACGACGGCUCCAGGACCCUGGAGGGCAACGGCUUCGGCGGUAGCAACAGCUACGACAAGCGCGAUGGCAUGCCCAUGAACAUGGGCAUGGGGAUGGGCAUGGGUAUGGGCAUGGGUAUGGGAAUGGGGAUGGGUAUAGGAAUGGGAAUGGGAAUGGGUAUGGGGAUGGGAAUGGGAAUGGGCAUGGGAGGCCCGCACGGGCCACCGCCGCACAUGGCCAACAACUUGGCCAACCACCGAGGAGGCAUGCCGCCCCCGGGCAUGGUGCCGCACCCGAGCAAGGGCAACCCCAAUGCCAUGGACGGGCCCAUGAUGCACCGACCGCCCAUGGGACCCCACGGGCCCCCGGGCCCCUUCGGUCCGAACGGGCCACCGCCGUCCCUUGGAGGCUUCGGGCCCAAUCCGAACUUUAGGCCGCCCAACGGCAACUUCGGGCCCAACCAGCACUUCCGGCCGAGCCCUUUGGGCCCGUUCGCGUCCAGCCAGGGCCCCUCCUUCGGCGGGAAUUUCCAGGGCCCGGCCAACUUCCGUGGCAACAACCCGAGGAACUCGCCGAACUUCGACCGGCCGGGCCCGGGCUUCGGGCCUAACUUCCGGGGCCCCAAUCCCGCCGGUCAGUCCCAGUCGCAGGCCCAGUCCCAAGGUUUCUGCGGCUAUGGGAACGGCGGUAAAGGUGGGCCCGGCCGGGCCAUGAACCGGGCCCCUCCGCCCAAUGACAACGGCAUGUCGAGGAACAGCUACGGGCCCGGCGGCAGGCCCAGGCCACGCGACGGCGACCGCGAGAAUCGGCCCAGCCGGGCCCGGGAGAACUACUGAGGCGCACGCCACCCCGUUGGCCAGGAACCACCCCUUGCAUUCCAGUCCGGUCCUCUUCCGCGGCCGCGCCCCCAGGUCGGCGCGGAGCCGAGCGCGGACUGCCCCGGACUGCCCCGGACUGCCCCGGACGGCGCACUCGCCCUCCAUCGGCCGCCACGUUGCUCCAUGUAUAGCGGGAGAAGAGGCACCGUGCGGAACGAUUUACUUAUUAAACCAUCACGAAAUUCAUCCCCCGCGAAUUUCCUUACGACUUUCCACCCAUUGAUCUCGCAGCCGCGCAGCAGCCGAAACCGCGGUCGAGUGGGUCAUCCCGGAAACGGUGGAUGCCACGAGGAAGUGAGGCGAAACGAGAUUUCGAAGGACGAUUCGAAUGACCGUGGUCACCUUUAUUACUUUUUAUCGUUUAUUUGAUUCUCGACGGAUUCAGUGCUCCGUUCCGAGCACGCGUUAGUAAAGAACUGGACGUGGUUCUUUACAUUCCAUGCAGAUUAUUGUGUAGGAGAGACUAUGGAAUAGAUUAUGGAGACUAGGGACCGUAAGGGGACGGAAUUGGCUUGUCGAAUUUUAUUUUCAUCUUUGAGAGGUAUAAGAUCAAAUGUUGUACAAGAUCGUGUACAGACGGCGUGAUGUGACGUUCACGUAACGCUCGUAUAUUAUAGCUUGCGGCCCCGGGUUCGGUACAGGCUCGGAGAGAAGUUAAUCGAUUUCUAAUGGCCGCAAAACGUAUUUAUAAAGGAAUUAAAGACGCUGGAAAAGUGCCAUUGUCGUGAAUUUAAAAGAUA
Molecule: messenger RNA, 5069 nt
Organism: Orussus abietinus
Lineage: Eukaryota; Metazoa; Arthropoda; Insecta; Hymenoptera; Orussidae
Gene: Wdr33
Product: pre-mRNA 3' end processing protein WDR33
Exons: 8
Coding region: 1033-4287 (1084 amino acids)
Cellular component (GO): mRNA cleavage and polyadenylation specificity factor complex
Molecular function (GO): protein binding
Source: RefSeq, a predicted model, not a curated record